Messenger RNA from Schizosaccharomyces osmophilus, 948 nucleotides. RefSeq names its product ER membrane protein, chaperone for V-type ATPase, BIG1 family (gene big1). Gene Ontology annotation, biological process: fungal-type cell wall biogenesis; (1->6)-beta-D-glucan biosynthetic process. The record is from RefSeq and is a predicted model, not a curated record. Lineage: Eukaryota; Fungi; Ascomycota; Schizosaccharomycetes; Schizosaccharomycetales; Schizosaccharomycetaceae. Gene Ontology annotation, cellular component: endoplasmic reticulum membrane. The coding region runs from base 1 to 948 and encodes 315 amino acids. The transcript is spliced from 2 exons.
AUGAACUUUUGGAAUCUUUCUUUGCUUUUCUACAUUUCGGCUGCGGUCGCUUUCCAAGAUACUUAUCCAUUAUUUGCAUUUUCGUCAUCUUCAGCUGUAAUUGAUGCAAAUGAAGGACCAGUCUUAACUUCCUACUCGAAUUUCAACAAUAAGGCAGAACAAUUCCUGUCAAACUGCGAUGCUACCACUGUUUUCAUUUACCAGCCUGGUCUUCAGGCUGAAGACUUUCACUCUUCUGCUUUAUCUAAUAUGAAACGUAUUUCCUUGGACGCUGAAUCUCAAUACAUCUUACCCUAUUCCAAGGAACGUUUACAUCCUGAUGGACUUAUUUACGAUGCCAAAGUUUCUUGCUCUUCGAGAAUUGUAAAUAUCGACCCUACUCAUGAGUCAUUUCCUAUUUUAGAAAAAAACCAAAUUAGUGUGAUUUCUAUGAAGGAUUUGUCUUUAGGUGCUAAAUCACGCGAACAAGAAUUAUUUGAGUUGGAUCAGGUCAUUUAUUCGCUCUAUUCAAGUAUUCCUGAUGAUAUUGAGUAUACCUUUUUCCUGACUUCCUCUCCAAAGUUUGCAACCGUGCAAGUGUCAGAGGACAACAACACCAAACAAAAGGAGGACGAAGAUGAGGAAGAUGAAUCUUUGAAUAUGGAGUCGAAUUACUUCGUGAGUAUGAAUCGUCUUCGUCAUGCACAACCCAUUUCCCUUCCCGUCGAAAAUAUGAACGAUCGCGGCAAUUCUCAAGUUCGUAACCAAGAUAAUCAAAGUGUAUCUACUACUGACGGCAGCUUAUUCGAUCGCUAUCAAUUUUUUACUCCGGGAAUUUUUAUGGGAUAUCUAGCUCUAGUGGUUUUGGUGCCUACUUUGAUCAUUUCUUGCAAAUUGCUCUCAUCCGUUCAGAUCAGCUACCAUGCUUUUAGCAGCCCUCGUAAAAAGAAUUUAUCUGUAAAGCAAUAA